AUAAUAUCCUAUGGAAUAACAAGUUCUAAUGAUUUUAUUUUACAAUGUUAUGGAAUAACCAGAGAUCCUAAUACUAAUAAUUUUAUUAUAGUACUCGAAUUUGCAGAAGAUGGAAGUUUACAUAAAGACUUAAUGCUAAAUAUCGAUGAAAUUACUUGGCAAACAAAGUUAGAAAGAUUAUAUUAUAUUGCAUCAGG
This is a messenger RNA of Dentiscutata erythropus, 197 nucleotides long. The record is from the annotation of a GenBank genome assembly. NCBI's taxonomy places the organism in Eukaryota, Fungi, Glomeromycota, Glomeromycetes, Diversisporales, Gigasporaceae.